This is a messenger RNA of Vicia faba (fava bean), 6555 nucleotides long. NCBI's taxonomy places the organism in Eukaryota, Viridiplantae, Streptophyta, Magnoliopsida, Fabales, Fabaceae. The record is from the annotation of a GenBank genome assembly.
AUGAUCAUGGAACUCACCGAAUCCUCCGCGGCUAACCUCAACAACCUCCCGCUUCUGCCGCCGCAGCAACCGCCGCACAACAACCUCCAAGAUACUCGUUCAAUCUUAUGCAUCGACCUAAACGAGAUCCCUUCUCCUUCCUCCUCAUUCCUUGAAACCCUACCUGACCUCACCAUCGACAUCGUUCGUACCUACCACGAAAAUCCACCGCCACCUCCCGGUGGUCCCGCAGCUCUCCCCGGUGGUAGUACUUCAUGCGCCGUCUGUGCUAAGCCCGGCGGAGGCGGAGAUGGUAAUUGCUUAGUCUGUGACGGCUGUGAGCGGAGUUUUCACUUGGCUUGCGCCGGGAUUCGAGGUGGCGGUGGUCGGCAGGUUGCUGCGAGUCUAGGAGAGUGGGUUUGUGGUGAGUGUUCGGCUGGUGGUGUGAAGAGUAAACGGUGGCCGUUGGGUGUGAAGUCGAAGCAGCUUCUUGAUAUCAAUGCUUCUCCGCCUAGUGAUGUUGACGGAGAAGAGUUGCAUGAUGCGAGAAAGCACACGAUGGGUGAUAAAUCUUUUGGUACCAAUCAAUUUGGUGAUCCAGUGACAUAUUCAACCUUCUACAACGGGAGUGUGUUUGGCUUGCAAAGGGCAUCUGGAGUUAUGACACACGCUGUUAGAGUGGGUUUUGAGGAUAUAUUGAAUCACACCCAAGCAAUGGCUAGAAGGUUUGAGGAAGUACCAUCUCAAAGUCCAAAUGAGUCAAUUUUGCUGGCUCUUAGAGAUUUUAUAUCUGAAAGGCAUGGUGUACUGGAGGAAGGUUGGCGAGUGGAACUUAGACAAUCAAUGAUCAGCCCUGACCUCUAUGCAGUUUAUUGUGCCCCCGAUGGAAAGAUAUUUGAUUCUGUGUAUGAAGUAGCUAAUUAUCUGGGGCUACCGUCUGGCUACAAUUCCAUGGAAUCUGAAAUAAAAAACGAAAUGUCUCUUUCUUUAGGUGGGCCUCACAUAUCCAGAAAACGGAAGUCUUCUAGAACUCUGACAGCCAAUGGUUAUGCAGAAAAGCAGGGAACCAUGAUCAAUAGUAAUUAUAAGGAUUGUUCUUCUGAUGGUUUAAUUAUGGAAUGUGCUAAUGCUCAGGGGUCUAUCCCAAAAGCCACUGAGAUUGGAAGAAAAGAGAACAGUCACACUGACCCUGAUCAAUUCGCUGAUGGACUUCCUCUGCAGUUUAAGGACUUCUAUGUUCUUUCUUUGGGAAAAGUUGAUGGGAGACCUUCAUAUUAUGAUGUUAACCUUACCUUUCCUGUGGGUUAUGAGUCUUCCUGGCAUGACAAGAUUACUGGCUCUCUUUUUAUGUGCCAAGUUUUGGAUGGUGGUGAUUCUGGACCUAUAUUUAGGAUUAAAAGGUGUUCAUGUUCAAAAUUUCCUAUUCCAGAUGGGUCAACCAUCCUUUCAAUGCAAAGUCAUUGUCAAUUUGUAAGCGAAACCAAUGAAUUUCAGAGAGAGACUAAUGAUAGUAUGGAUUUCGAUGGUGACGAAAGUAUCCAAAUGAUCCUUUUAGAACCUUGUGCCCCAACAGAAAAUGACAUCUUAAGUUGUGUUACCAGUUGCUCAAAUGAAGCAUAUGCAUCAGAAGGAUUAAGGCCAGUUGCUGGUUCAGUUCAAGAUAAUAUUGGAAAUUCAUUUGCUGAUGAUAUGGAUUUUGGUGAUGAAAUUGGUGAAGUUUUGGUUGAAGAGCGGUCCCCAAUCUUUGCAUGGAAACUUAUUUCUCAAAAGUUAGUCAGUGCUUGCAAGGAUAUCUGCAAGAAGAAAGGAAAUCUUAAAUUAUAUUGUAAACAUGUUGUAAGUGAAAUGGGCUUACAUAAAUGGGAUUUAAGGAAUGGAAAAAGUGAUACCCACUUCCCUUCGAUGGAUAAAUUUUGUGGUUAUCCUGGGUUUGUCAGUAUUCCAAAUACACUUUAUGCAGACAGUGAUCCGACAGGUCUCUAUGAGCUGUUAGGAAAAUGGUUGGAGCAGGAUAGAUUUGGAUUGGAUGUUGAAUUUGUGCAAGAAGUAUUGGAACAGCUUCCCGGUGUGCAGGAUUCUUUGCAAUAUGAACUUUUGAGUAGUAGAACUAAUAGCUCUUCAUUACCAACAGUGGAAAAUGGUUUCCUAGUGGUCGAAUGUAAAGGUCAAUCAAAAUAUCAAGAUGAAGCAGCAGCUGUUCAAGGUUUAUAUAGAAGGCAUAAGAAGGCAAGAUUGACUGAAAGUUUUGUUAAGGAAGACCGAUGUCCACCUCCUGGGAAACCACUGUGCUCUAGGGCUCCUACUGAACUCAUUGGUGACAUUUUUGAGGUUUGGGAGCAUUUAGAUCGAUUUCAUGAAAUUCUAGACCUGAAAGAACCUUUGUUAUUGGAGGAGCUUGAGAAGGAACUUAUCAACCCAUGGUUUGAUGAAUUAGAGUUCCCUGAGAAACUGGAGAGGGGAAUGGGUAGAAAUCAAGUUUCAUAUUCACAAGGGGGUAAUGAUGAUUUCCGACUAAUAAGUGAAGCUGGUCCAUCAGGUUCCACAGAAUGUUCUUUUAUUCAAGUGGAAACAGAAGCUAUGAAAGAGGAAGCCCAAGUGGCUGCUCUGGUGGAUCCAAAUUCUGAACCUGGAGAGACUCGGGGUAGACGAGGAAGAAGGAAAGAUAUAGAUAGUGCAGUUCCUGCCAAACGAACUAAAGUCAAUAUGCUUCCUAUUAAUGAAUUGACAUGGCCAGAACUAGCUCGUAGAUAUAUCUUGGCUUUCUUAUCUAUGGAUGGUAACCUCGAGUCUGCAGAAAUUACUGCCCGUGAAAGUGGUAAAGUAUUUCGUUGCUUACGAGGUGAUGGUGGUUUGCUGUGUGGGUCCCUUACUGGUGUGGCUGGAAUGGAAAUUGACGCACUGUUGCUUGCGGAGGCAACAGCAAAGAUUUUUGGUUCCUUGAGCAGAGAAAAUGAUGUACUCAUCAUGGAAGAAAACGAGUCUGAUGCAAAGGAUGCUUCUGAGAUGAAAUUGGCGAAUGAUGGGAAAAUUCCUGAAUGGGCACAGGUGCUGGAACCUGUCAGAAAGCUACCAACAAAUGUGGGAACCCGAAUCAGAAAGUGUGUUAAUGAUGCUUUAGAUAAGAAUCCGCCAGAUUGGGCGAAGAAAAUACUGGAACACUCAAUUAGUAAGGCCGUGUACAAGGGCAAUGCAUCUGGACCAACAAAGAAAGCAGUUCUUUCAGUGUUGAAUGAGGUAACUAAUGGAGUGCAGCUGAAUACCAACAAGGAAAGGAAAAAGAAGAUUGUUUUAUCUAUUUCUGACAUUAUUAUGAAGCAAUGCCGCAUUGUAUUACGCCGUGCAGCUGCGGCAGAUGAUUCAAAAGUUUUUUGCAAUUUGUUGGGAAGAAAAUUAGUAAAUUCUUCUGAUAACGACGACGAAGGGCUUCUUGGAUCUCCAGCUAUGGUGGCCCGGCCUCUUGAUUUCCGAACUAUUGAUCUAAGAUUGGCUUCUGGAGCUUAUGAUGGAUCUCAUGAAGCUUUUCUUGAGGAUGUUCGUGAGUUGUGGAGCAAUGUUCGUGUUGCUUUUGGGGAUCAACCGGAUUUAGUUGAACUUGCGGACAAAUUAUCCCAGAAUUUUGAACUUUUAUACGAUGAGGAGGUUGUCACCUAUGUCCAAAAGUUUGCAGAGUAUGCUAAAGUGGGAUGCUUAAGUGCAGAAAUGAAAAAAGAAGUUGAUGUUUUCAUUGCAUCAACAAAUGAUAUUCCGAAGGCCCCUUGGGAUGAGGGAGUUUGUAAAGUAUGUGGCGUUGAUAGGGACGAUGACAGUGUUUUACUAUGUGAUACUUGUGAUGCUGAGUAUCAUAAAUAUUGCUUGAAUCCUCCACUUGUAAGGAUCCCUGAAGGAAAUUGGUACUGUCCAUCUUGCAUUGGUGGUAAACAUUCAACACAAGAUGUUACGGAACCUGCAAAGAUUACUAGAAAACGUGGUAGUAAAAAAUUCCAGGGAGAAGUUAUCUGUCUUUAUUUGGAAGCACUAACUCAUUUAUCGGCUGUAAUGGAAGAAAAAGAAUAUUGGGAGUACAGUGUGGGAGAGAGAAUGCUCCUUCUCAAGUUUUUAUGUGGUGAGUUGCUCAGCUCUUCCCUGAUACGACAGCAUCUUGAGCAGUGUGCAGAGUCAUCUGUUGAGUUACAUCAGAAAUUGCGUGCACUCUCUGUGGAGUGGAAAAACCUGAAAAUUAAGGAAGAUGUUUUAUCCACAAAAGCUGCAAAAUUUGAGUUACUGUCACAAAGUACCAAUGGGGAAGUUGUUCUUAAGGACGGGUUCACAUCCGUGUUCUCAAAUACAAGUAAAUGUCUUUUUAAGCCACAUACUGCAACCUCCAAUCCUAAUGGUCUUGGGGUAUUUGUUGACAGUCUACCUUCAGAAGAGAUUCCUAAAGAGAAGUCUAGGUUCAAUAGUGUUGAUAAAAGCAUAUCCGUGACACAUUCAGAUUCUGAUAGCCAAAAUAUGAAUUCCAUAGAAGGACAACUUAGGACUGUUCAUGUGGUUGUGGAGUCUCCUUGUACAGAUAAAUCCCCCAAGUAUUUUCCAUCCCCAAAUCACAUGCCCCAAGGAAUAAAUGGUUACAGUGGAGCAACUCAUAUUCAGGGUAUACACCAGAAAUGUGAGGUAAGGGAUGUAUCUACUUCUGCGUCAUACCAGCAGCAGGGACAAUGCGUGCCUGUUGAAAUUUCCCAAAAUGCCGUGAAUGAGUUGGAACCAUACCACCUCGAGCUCAAUGCCAUCAAGCAUAAUAUUUCGCUAUUGCAGGACUCUAUAACUAGCAUAGGAUCACAGCUGUCAAAGGUCCCUGUUCGCCGGGAAUUUUUAGGUAUUGAUUCCAUUGGUCGACUAUACUGGGCUUUGGGUACACCCAGUAAACGUUCACGUAUAGUUGUUGAUGCAAGUGCUGUUCUUCAGCAUAGAAAAGGACUGUCAGCUAGCAAAGAUUUUGUCGAUAAAUUUUCUGCUCGGCAGCAUUGGGCAUUAUGUGAGAAGGAUAACUAUAAGAUGUUAGGGCUGAUGAAGGACUGCUCUCCUUUGAGUUCUUUACCACUUAAUGCUUCAGGCAAUAGUUCACCGUGGAUUGCUUAUGAAACAGAUUCAGAAAUCGAAGAGCUAUUGGGUUGGUUAACAGAUAAUGAUCCUAAAGAAAAAGAGCUGAGAGAUUCGAUUAUGCUGGCGCCAAAACAUAAACUUCAAGAGUUCGUUAAUGCACACACUGAAUGUCAGGUUGAUGAUCAAGUGCCAAGAAGUUCACCAUCUAAUUCUCUUGUUACAAAGGCCACUUCCUUGCUGGAAAAGAAUUACAGUCCCUACUUUGAGUUGGAUAAUGCAGAGGUAGUGAAGGAGCAAAGUAAAAAGAACAGAACAACUACUGAUGAAAAGUUGUGUAGGUGUGAAUGCCUAGAACCCAUCUGGCCUUCUAGGAAACAUUGUUUGUAUUGCCACAAAACCUUUUUGACUGAUGUUGAAUUUGAGGUACACAAUGAUGGCAAAUGUAGUGCAGAACUUCUGGCCUUGGAGAAGAAUAAAGAUAAAAAUGGAUCUUCUAAAGGAAGAGGGAACUUGAAAUGUGAUACCUCACAUGAAAAAUCCAGAGCUUAUGCAGAAACAGCUGGAAACUCAAUCAAUAAAUGUUCCAAGCUAAGUUUGAAUUUGAUUAAGUUUUCAAAUGAAGGUUCCUCUUGCCCUUUUAAUUUUGAAGCUGUAUGCUCAAAGUUUGAGACAGAUGAUUCCAACAAGAAACUUGUCAGAGAAAUUGGUCUAAUUGCUUCAGAUGGUGUGCCAUCAUUUAUUCCUUCUGUAUCUCCCUUUGUUAGUGAUUUUACGCUAUUCUUAUCCCUAAAGGGCGACGGCAUUGUUGGUGGUGCCUCUAAUGUUUCAGAAAGCCGGGUUUCUCAGGAAAACACUGAUGGUGCUGGCAUAUGCCACGAAUCAGGAAAACCCACUCAGAGUUUAGCUGCAAAUGAAAGCAAUGAAACAGGAAAAUCCAGUAAAUUAGGAGAGCAAAGAGAUGGAAAGUUAUCUUUUUCUAAUUCAGUUUCAGAUAUGGGAGUCUAUGGCUGCUGCGUGGUUCCUUCGUCGUCUUUGAGACCACUAGUUGGUAAAGUUUCUCAUAUCUUGAGGCAACUAAAAAUUAAUCUACUUGAUAUGGACGCUGCACUUCCAGAAGUUGCUAUAAGACCAUCGAGGGCACAGUUGGACAGAAGACAGGCUUGGCGUGCAUUUGUAAAAUCUGCUCAGACUAUAUAUGAGAUGAUUCAGGCAACAAUUGCGCUGGAGGAUAUGAUUAAGACGGAAUUCUUAAGGAAUGACUGGUGGUACUGGUCAUCAUUCUCAGCUGCUGCCAAAUCUUCUACUUUGCCUUCCCUUGCUCUUCGAAUAUACUCUCUUGAUUCUGCCAUUAUGUAUGAGAAAAUGCCCAAUUCAAGUUUAACUGACAGCUCCGAUCCUCCUGCCGUAGCAGAACAGAAACUGGUGAUCACCGUGGAUGCAGAUAAAACCAAAGCAAGCCGGAAGUCAAACAGGAAAAGAAAGGAAUCAGAUAGUUAA